Molossus molossus (Pallas's mastiff bat) is the source of this 4035-nucleotide messenger RNA. RefSeq names its product zinc finger protein 804B (gene ZNF804B). Bases 1 to 4035 code for a protein of 1344 amino acids. Lineage: Eukaryota; Metazoa; Chordata; Mammalia; Chiroptera; Molossidae. The record is from RefSeq and is a predicted model, not a curated record. The transcript is spliced from 4 exons. Gene Ontology annotation, cellular component: nucleus.
AUGGCUUGUUACCUGGUCAUCAGUUCGAGACAUCUCAGCAAUGGGCACUACCGGGGCAUUAAAGGAGUCUUCCGAGGGCCCCUCUGCAAGAACGGAUCUCCCUCUCCGGAUUUUCCAGAAAAGGAGAAGUCCACAGCAAAGGCCCUGGAGGAUGUAAAGGCGAACUUUUACUGCGAAUUAUGUGACAAGCAGUAUCACAAACACCAGGAAUUUGAUAAUCAUAUUAAUUCGUAUGACCAUGCUCAUAAGCAGAGACUGAAAGAAUUAAAGCAACGGGAAUUUGCUCGAAAUGUAGCUUCCAAGUCAUGGAAAGAUGAGAAGAAACAAGAAAAAGCACUUAAAAGACUUCAUAAGCUGGCUGAGUUAAGGCAACAGUCAGAAUGUGUUUCUGGAAAUGGACCAGCGUACAAAGCACCCAGGGUAGCCAUAGAAAAACAACUCCAGCAAGGAAUUUUCCCAGUUAAGAAUGGAAGGAAAGUAUCGUGCAUGAAGGGUGCUCUUCUCCUUAAAGGAAAGAACCUCUCCAGGAGCAUUUCAGAUAAACAGCGGUCUACCAUGCCCAGUCGACACCAGUUACAAACAGACAGACUUUAUUUGUUUGGGAAGCGGGUACCACAAACAUCGUCAGAUCUCACUAAUGCAGAUCACCGGACAGGAGUAUCCUUUUCUUUUUCCAAGAAAGUGCAUGUAAAAUUAGAAUCUUCAGCAUCAGUUUUUAGUGAGAACACAGAAGAAACCCAUGAUUGUAACACCUCACACUUCUAUAAAGCAAAACAAACUGUGGAAAAAUGCAAGUGCCGCAGGUUUGCAAACGAGGGUGCACACCUCUCCAAGGAAGAAGAUAUAAACAUCUCAUCAAGCCAUCUGGAAAGUGUUUUACACAAAAGCUUCUCCAUAAGCUCUCAAAUUUUGCAAGACAAAAAUGACUCUAUCAAAACAUUAGAAGAUUCGAUUGGCAUUCAUGCUUCAUUCUCUAAAUCUAACACUCAUCUUUCAGAUGUGAAUUUUACUCCUUCCAGUAGAGAAAAAGAAACUAGAAAUACAUUGAAGAAUGUUUCAGAAAAUAUCAUGAAUCAUGCAUGCCAAGCAAACGCUCCCUCCAGCCCACCAAACAUUUACAAGUGUAGUGAUGCCAGGAUAUUUGAAUGUCUGGAUGAGUUUCCAUCACUAGAGCCAAGUGAGCAAAACAAUCCAGUGCAUCUGAAUUCCAGAAAGGAGAGGAGAGAAAAAUCCUCAGAUGAAACACAGAGAGUUAGCAAAAAUGUGCAAAGGCUCCUCAGAGAAGCAUGCUCCCAUGAUGGGAAGUCCAAACCAUUGCCUUAUCUCCACGUACAAAGCAAGGAUGGCCACACCACUCUCCAGUGGCCUACCGAACUGCUGCUCUUUACGAAAACGGAGCCCUGUAUCUCUUAUGGCUGCAACCCAUUAUAUUUUGACUUCAAGAUUUCUCGGAACACACAGAAUGGCCGUGAUCCAGAGGACUUAAAAAGAGAAUUGAUUAAGGAGCCCUUAGGAAUGAAGACCAAAUUACAGAGCCAAGUCUCAGGUUUACUCCAAGACCAACACAAAUUGAUCCAAGAAGAUAAUCAAGCUCUGAAACCAAAGAUGAUGACAGCUAAUCCGGAUUGGGAAAAUUCCCAGAGAAAAUAUAAUUUCAGAUACAGUGAUUCUGAGCCAAACCUGAGUAAACACAAUUUUAGUGCCAGUGAUUUAGAAAUGAAAAAUCCUGAAGUGCCUGCUUACCUUGACAUCUCUCUGAAGAACUGUGUAGGAAAUAAUAAUAAUAGCGAUAAAGAACUUAAGAAACCUUUAAGGGCCCAUUGGCAAAGCUGCCAGAAGGUAGUUCUAAAUGAUGCGAACGAGGGCCUGACUUUUACUCCUUACAUCCCCAGGACUAAAAAGCAUAAACUGAUUCCUUGUGAUCCUCAUUCAGAUUAUGAAGACACAAAUCAAUUCAGUUGGAAUUCUAGUCCUUACACAGCAAGGGGUCCCAGUGACCCAGAGCAGGACUUCAGUGUGGUUUUGGAUAGUAACCACAUCAGUGUGACCAGCGGGGUGGCUGGAUGCAGAAAUCGAAGAUACAAGAGAAGUGCUCCAAUGGUGUCUCUGGAUAGACCUCCAAGCCCUUCAGACACAUCCCCUGACAGCACAGCGAGCAUGAGAAGUACCUGUUCAAGUGACAGGUUGAUUGGCCAUGGCAGAGGUAACUUGCUCUACUUUUGUGAAAGAGAACACAGCUCAGCCAAGAGACGCAGAGGGAAACUCCGAAAGCACAGCUGCCGCCUGCCAGGCGGGGGAGCCGAGAGUGCCGGGCUGCGGUCCGACGCACAGACAGAUAGGAACUGCCGACUGUGGGAAUCGUUUAACAAUGAAAAAUACUCAAAACAUAGGUAUGGUCACUGCAGAGAGAGAGAGAAACUGGGCAAAAAUCAACAAUUUCCAGGGCCAAAAUCCAGGAGAGUUACCCAGUGUGAUACUAGCUCACAGGUUUUCUGUGCUGGGAAUAAUGGAAAACCAUCUGCGUGCCAGGGACCUCAGCACAGCCAAUUGGGUUCUUACUCAAGAGAGAGCAUUUAUUACUUAAAUAAAAGUGCAAGAAGUCAACAGUCUUUGCACAGCCCUCACAUUUGUGAUCUGGGAAAUGUAAAAGCCCUGCAGUGUAACCCUGGGAAUACCAGCUGUCUUCUCAGGAAUUGUUCCAGCCACCCUUCCGAAACCACAGAGUUCAACUUUACAGAAGGAGAGAAGACCCCCGUGACAGCCAAAAGCCUUUUAGAAAGAGUUCAAGCCAAGAAGUGUCAGGAACAAUCAGCUAAUUUUCCGGGCUCUUCAAAUAGUUGUAAAAAUGAAUCAGAGGCUCAUUCACAAAUCCAAUGCACAAUUCAGUUUACACCACCAGGCUGCAACAGACCAGCAUUGCCUUUGUCUGAAAAAAUACAAACCCCAAGUAAAAGAAAUAAUGACAGAGGCAGUGUAAUUCAAAGAACUAUUGAGAAAGACAAAGUCAACAGUUCACAGACAAAUAACUGCACUGUUUUGGUAGACACUGAUUGUGAUAACUAUCUUUCUAAAGGUAUAAUUCACAUAGCAGAGUCUCAGUCACUGAACAUGAAAAAGAACCCAACAACAAAAGAACAAUCAACACCUUUAGUAAGUGAAGUCCAACCUUAUAUUCAAAGCUGUGAUCCAGUACCAAAUGAUUUCCCUGGUGCUUUUCCAUCUAAUAGAUAUACUGGUGUUACUGAUUCAACAGAGACCAAAGAGGACCAAAUACAUCUAAACUCACAGGAUGUAAGCAUGCAUACGAAUUGUGCAGAGGGGAAUACAGACCCUUACUAUGACAAAACUAUGCAGAAGCAUGACAAAGUAGCAGAUGAAUUAGAAUUAUGUCAGAAACCUAUCUCUUCCCCUUUAGUUCAACAGCCAGUAACAUUUUCUCCCGAUGAAAUAGAUAAAUAUAAGCUCCUCCAGCUACAAGCCCAGCAGCACAUGCAGAAACAGCUCCUAUCAAAGCACCUGCGGGUUUUGCCAGCUGCAGGGCCUGCUGCCUUCUCUGCAGCCUCCGCUGUGCAGACAGUCCCAGUUCACCAGCACUCGUCUUUCACCACCAUCCACCACACGUUCCUGCAGCAUUUCUCUGUCUCUGCUUCUCUAAACUCCCAGAGCAAUCACCUCCCUGUAGCUCACCUACAUCCUCUUUCGCAGUCACAUUUUACUCCAUUCACAUUUUCACCACUGACCCCAGCCUUUAUCCCCGCACACCCCACUUUCAUGGCAGGUCGUCCCCUGCAUUUAGUCACCCCGGCCCCCUUCCAUCCAUCUCACAUAGCACUUCAGCCCCUGCCCCCUGCAGCGUUCAUCCCCACGUUGUUUGGCCCUCACUUGAACCCAGCCACAGCCUCAAUCAUCCACUUGAAUCCUUUCAUUCAACCGGUGUUUCAAGGUCAAGAGCUUUGCCAUCAUUCUUGCUCCAGUCAGAUGCAACAGUUAAAUGGAGUGAAAGAGGCCUUAAAUGUGUCAGCGCACUUGAACUGA